CUUUUUAGAUCGCACACAGCAUCGAGUUAGGCUGUCGGGGUUCAGUGUUGUCAUUUCCAAACAUGCCCAUCACGUUCUAAGUAGAUGGUAAUUUAUUUAUCCUGAGAGUUUAUUCUCUGCCACGAUGAGUAACUUUUGUAGAGAAAUCAUCACUCUUCAGUUGGGACAUUAUUCAAACUUUGUCGGGACUCACUGGUGGAAUUUGCAGGAUGCAUCUUUAUCCUACGAUCCAGACUCGUCCCCGGGUGAGAUCCAGAGUGAUGUCCUCUUUCGAGAAGGACAGACUCUAGGCGGACACGUCACACACACUCCUCGUCUCAUCGCCAUAGAUCUCAAGGGAAGUCUUCGGACUCUACGGCAGGAGGGAAGUCUGUAUGACGCCAGAGAAGACGCCUCCGCUGUCACAUGGGAGGGAAGCUUCAUGAUGCAUGAGGAAACUCCAGCUGAGAAGAACCCUUUUCUAGAAGACCUGGACAGGCUUGAUAGAGGGGAAACCCUUGCUGAAGCUGCCCUUUACUCCCAGCCUCAACGCUCAGCAGCCACAGUGAGCGUGGACGUGAACAGCCAGCUGGCACGGCUCCAGAAGAGCUACCGGCUGGAGGGCAGCGUGAGGGUGUGGUCCGACUUCCUGAGGCUGCACCUGCACCCCCGCAGCAUCUCCGUCAUCCACCAGUACAACCACGACGGGGAGGCUCACCGUCUGGAGGCGUUCGGUCAGGGAGAGGCCGUCCUGCAGGGUCCGGUGCUCGAGCAGCUGGAGGACAAACUGCACUUCUUUGUAGAGGAGUGUGACUACCUGCAGGGUUUCCAGGUGUUGUGUGACCUAGCUAAUGGCUUUGCAGGCCUGGGGUCAAAGGUCACAGAGAUGCUUCAGGACUCCUACGGCGGGAGGGGCAUCCUGACCUGGGGGUUGGCACCUGUCAGUCAUCCGGAUUCAACCCCCAUGAAGGAGCUGUACCACAUGCUGAACUGCACGUUAGGGACGCUGAGCAUGGCCAGCAACAGCUCCUUCUUCUGCCCUCUGACUCUGCGGGGGGGACUGGGCAGACGGCCCUCCGCUCCCGCUGCGUUCCCCUACCUGAAUUAUGAUCCCUCCCUGUGGUACCACUCCAGCUCUGUGCUGGCGCUGGCCCUCGAUGCCCUCACCCUGCCUUACAGGCUGCAAAAAGACAGCGUCCCCAUGUGGCAGUUGGCAGACUCCCUCGCCGUCUCUGGCAGAAAGGUGGUGGCUGCUUACGGUGCAGUUCCCUUCCCUAUGAUGCAAGACAGCUCUCUCCCUGACGCCCUGAGUGCCUGCACAGAGGCGUUGCCCUGGAGACCUCUAUCAGCUUGCCCUGAACCAGGCGACCGGCGAUUAUACGGACAGUGGGCGACGCUCAAAGGCUACGAGGGACAGAAGCUAACCAGCUCUCUGGCCCCGGGGACCCAGCCCCCCACUCCUCUGCACAGCCUCCGCAACGGGGAGGAUGUCCUGGAGUCCUACAUCAGAUCCUUCUAUCCCACGUCCCCUCUGGCUCUGCAGUUGGUGUCCGCACCCAGUAAGCUGACACCACCUUUCCCUCGGAUAUUCACCCAGUCCCUUGGUGCCCAAGGCUUCCUGCAGAGCCAGCCUCCUCCACGCGGAUCUCCAGCCCCGGCAGUCUCCUCGGCCCCCAUCAUGGCGUCCCUCCAGUCCUCCACAGCGCUCGGCUCUUGGCUGGCCGACAUGCAUCGCGGAGCCAGCACUUUAGACAUCUGCCGCGUGGCCCCCAGCUUCCUCUCCCAGGGGCCCGAAAUGGCAGACUACAAGGAGGCCCUGGAGGAGCUGCGCCUACUGGCUCGUUGUUACCGUGACGACAGCAUGAUACACUCUUCGUCAGAAGAGAGUGACGAUUACUGACACUGGUAGCUUUGUGGUCUGGAUUUGAAUAGACUGCUAAGGCAUCAGCCUGCAUGCGCUCACACACACACACACACACACACACACACACACACACACACACACACACACACACACACACACACACACACACACACACACACACACACACACACAUCAGAUGAGGGGAUAUUUAAAGGUUAAACCUCUACAUGUGAGAAGACAUCCAGGUGAUGAACGUAGCAUCAUACGACUGUAUGGACUGUGGUUACACUUCCCUAAAUGACUGUUUAACUGUAAUGAAAUGUGUUUUUUUAUACUAAGUAUACAUAAAAAGAUAGUUUUUUACAUUACGUUGCUCCUCUGUUUUGGGCGCAGGUUGCUCUAUAAAUGAUUAGCACAUAUUGUCAAUUAUAUUGUAAACCACUUGAUACAUACUAUAAAAGUAAAGGAAAAGCUAAAUGACGAUUAAAGCAUUUAUAGACGGCCACCACAAAUGCUCUGUUUUUUUUGUUUUGACAAAUUAGAAUACAUGUCCCACAAACUGUUGAAGAUAUUUGACAAUGGUUUCAUGUAGCUAUUCCUGAACUUAUAUUAUAAAAAAGACCACAGCUAAGUCGUGA
This is a messenger RNA of Eleginops maclovinus (Patagonian blennie), 2481 nucleotides long. RefSeq names its product misato mitochondrial distribution and morphology regulator 1 (gene msto1). Gene Ontology annotation, biological process: mitochondrion organization. NCBI's taxonomy places the organism in Eukaryota, Metazoa, Chordata, Actinopteri, Perciformes, Eleginopidae. Gene Ontology annotation, cellular component: mitochondrion; cytoplasm. Bases 125 to 1879 code for a protein of 584 amino acids. The transcript is spliced from 14 exons. The record is from RefSeq and is a predicted model, not a curated record.